Alligator mississippiensis (American alligator) is the source of this 3581-nucleotide messenger RNA. RefSeq names its product proline rich 30 (gene PRR30). Lineage: Eukaryota; Metazoa; Chordata; Crocodylia; Alligatoridae. Bases 833 to 3565 code for a protein of 910 amino acids. The transcript is spliced from 4 exons. The record is from RefSeq and is a predicted model, not a curated record.
UGUGCAGCAGGCCACGCAGCGCCAGAGCAGGACAGAGCGGCGCCGAGAUGCACAGCCAGGUAAGCAGCCCCCCGGCCGGGGACCCUCUCCCGGCCAGCCCGGGCUGACCCGCCGCCCCCUCCUUCCAGCAGCCCCCAGGUCCUGCCGGCCGGACGCCCCCCUGGACACAAGCCGCCUGCGACCCGGCCCGGGGCUGCCGCUGGGCCCCACGCUGUGCCUCUUGGAGCAGCACCUGCAGCACCUGGCGCAGCACCUGGACUGCUUCGCCCGCCCGCCCCGUGGCCGGGCCCUGUCCCUGGGCGCCGGCUCCAGCUCCUCGGCCGGCUCCUGCUCCUCCUUGCCCAGCAGCUGCGACCAGUGCUGGGGAGAAUCCAGCGCCGCAGGGGUCCCGCCGCAGCCCCCGCCCGCCCGCCGUCUGCCUCUGCCCAAGCCGCGGGGUGCGGGGAACAGAGGCUGCCGGGCUCGCCGCCCCCCAGGCCGCCCGCCGGGGCUGGACUUCCACGUGCGGCGCAAGCAGCUGCAGGCGCUGUGGGGGGGCCCCACGCCCCUGAGCGAGUCACCGGCCUGGGUGGUGCCCGGCGCACCCCCCCCGCGCCCGCCUGGCACCACCGCCGCCGGGCGCAUUGGCACGUGCUGCCUGCCCUUCCUGCCCUACAAGGCGCAGGCCACGCUGGACUGGCACCUCCACCGCCGGCGCCUGCAGCGGGGCCCCCACGGUGCCACCGUGCGCCCGGCCCAGGAGCCCUGCACCUGCCCCGUGCCCGCCCCGGCGCCCUGCCUGCAGAGCCGCCCGCCCGGCCCCCUCGCCCCCCGGCCUCUGCCCCCGGGCAACAUGCUGGCUGCCCACGACCACAUCCCCGCCGAGAAGACCCUGCUGGGUGCUGACCCCGGCCCCACGCCCGCCCGGCUGCGCCAGGACCCCUGCACCUGCCCAGAGGAGGAUGCCGCAGGCUGGCCCCCUGCGCGUCUUGGCCCGCUGCCCCUGCACAGAGCAGCCGCGCUGCAGCUCCACGUCGCCCGCAAGUGCCUGGAGAUCUGGGCUGGGGCCCUGCCCGCCGCAGUGCGGGCAUCUCAGGACGCCGUGCACCGCGGCCCCCCAGCCCUGCCCAAGCUGCUGCGCCGGGGACGCGCCCCGCCACGGCCCCGCGUCGCCGCCGUCCCAGGCCUGGCCCCAGAGACCGCCCGGCGCCUGGAGGUGCACAUGCGGCAGAAGCAGUUGCUGUGGCUGUGGGGGCUGCCGGCCCCGCCUGCCCGGUCCCUGGCCCUGCUGGUGCCACGGGCACCGUGCCUGGCUGCCCCCCUGCGCCCCUGGGUGCCCUGCGUGGCCUUCUCUGGGUGCAACACCCCCUUCCUGGGCGCCCACGCUCGCGCCGCCCUGGACUGGCACGUGCUGGGGGUGCGGCUGCAGCACUGCUGGGGCCUGCCGGCCCUGCUCCAGCGCUCACUGGCUGCCUGGCAGCCCCCAGCACCGCGCCCCAGCUCUCCGCGCCCCCGCGGGGACGUGGCCGUAGCCCCCCAAGCCCUGCCUUUCUUGGGCCGCGGUGCCCGGGAGCCGCUGGAGGCCCACAUCACCGCCCGGUGGGCGCAGCAUCGCUGGGGGCUGCCCGCCCGUGUCCAGGCCUCGCUGCGCGGCUUCACGCCUCCCGCCCCCAGCCUGGUGCCGCCACCUGCCAGCCGCAACCGCAGCCCUGGCCGCAGGGCGCGCAGCCCUGGCCCCGCAUCCCGUGGCGCAGCCAAGGGGCAGCUGGCGCAGAGCAAGGCAGGAGGCCCAGGCCACGAGCCGGCCGGGCAGCCACGCAGCCGGACCUCUGACCGGAAACGGUCACGGAGCUGGACCCCGGACUGGAAACGGUCGCAAAGCCGGACCCCCAGCCAGAAACGGUCACAGAGCCAGACCCCCAGCCAGGAAGCACCAUCCAAGAUGCCCAGCCCUAGCCUUGUGCCCCUCCGUCAGGCUUUGGACAACGCGGUCCCUAGGACAGGACCACGCCAUGCUGCAGGCCGGGUGCAAUUCAAGACAACAGGCAGCCCAAGCCACCCACCACCCAGCCAGCCAUGCUCCUGGACCCCCGAGUGCAAAGGACUCAGCCAGCCACGUUCCCGGACCCCUGAGCUUGUGGGACCCAGCCAGCCACGUGUCCAGAGCCUGGAGAGCAUGGGACCCAGCCAGCCACGUGCCCGGACCCCCGAGCGCACAAGACCUAGCCAGCCACGUGCCCGGACCCCCGAGCACACAGGACCAAGCCAGCCACGUGUCCAGAGCCUGGAGAGCAUGGGACCCAGCCAGCCACGUGCGCAGACCCCUGAGUGUACAGGACCCAGCCAGCCACACACCUGGAGCGUGAAUAACACAAGGCCACAGAGCCAGAGCCCUGAGCACGUGCUGGCCACCCAGCUAUGUGACCUGACCCUGGAGUAUGUGGCACCCAGCCAGCCACAGGCCUGGACCCCAGAGUACAUGAGGCCACAGAGCCAGACCCCGGAGUACGUGGCACCCAGCCAGCCAUGCACCUGGCUCCCAGAGAGCCCAGCACCCAGCCAGCCACAUGGCCUGGCCUCAGAGUAUGUGAUGCCACGGAGCCAGACCCCAGACCACCCACUGCCACCUCAGCCACGUGGCCUGGCCCUGGAGCACACAACCAACCAGCUGCGGGCCCAGACCCCCGAGUACACAAGGCCACGGAGCCAGACCCCCAACUGCCCUGCACCCUGGCCAGGCGACGGGGAGAGGAGCCGCAGCCCGCGCCCCCUCCAGCGCUCUCCGGAGCCCCCGCGGCAGCAGCCCGGCCCCGCGCCCGACGUCUGCUGGAGCGUGACGACCACGCACGAGGCACUUGCGGCCCUGUACUGGCGCGAGCCCCCCGGGACCCCCCCGCCGGCGGCGCCCGGCAGCCCCCCUGCAGCUGUGCUGGGCGCCGAGGCGCUGGCCCGGGCCAUCGUGCAGUCGCUGGGGGAGCGGCGGGCGGCACGGGACCUGCAGCGACGGCUGUCGGGGCCGGCGCGGCUGCGGGUGGAGUACCCCGUGUGCCUGCCCUGCGCGCGCUGCUGCCCCGACGGGCCCUGCCCCCGGCACCCCUUGCCCCACGGCCGCCGCGGCCCCCGCCUCGUCGUCUACCCCCGCCUGCGCCCGGGCCCCGGCCCCCGCCUGCGCCUGCGCCUGGGCUUCGUGCUGCGCCUCAAGAGGAAGCAGGCGGCGCAGUGGGACCUGCUCCCCGCUCCCGCCCCGCGGCCCCGGGAGCCCCCACCAGCCUCCAAGGGCCAGGCCACAGGCGCAGCGCCGGGGUCCCCCCGCCCGCCAGCCACCGCGCCCGUGCCCCGCAGCACCGGGGCUCCCCGGGGCCCUGCCAGCAGCGCCCCUGCGGCCCUGCCGGCCGCGAAGCCCCCCUGGGCCGGGCACCCCGUCCCCACCAAAGGGCACCCGCUGCCCAAGCGGCUCCUGGCGUCCGUCCAGCAGGUUUGGGCCUGGGCACGGGGCUGGAAGCCGGGGCCGCAGCCCCCUCCCCGGGGCACCCCCGGCUCCCGGCCUUCCCCCACCAGGGCCCCGCGCCCCAUUCGGAGUCAUUAAAGCUGGCUGGACCCCA